AUGUCCCGCUCGCCCUCGAGUGCAGGACGGGGCACCUCCCCAUCACCCAAGUGGGAUCAGGACGGUGAGAGCGAAGUUGAUGAUACAGAUACCCCGCUUGCCAGGGCCGACAGCGUCAAGGCGGACGCCAUGGACGACGACGACGACAUGGACGCUCUCAAGCAGGGGGAGCCCGUGCAGGACGCCUCCUUCGCCAAGUCCGACGCCCGCCCCUCGCGCACACCGCCUCUCUCCUCGCGGGGCAAGACCAAGCCCGAGCCCGCAGGGCCCCAGCUCAUCGGCCACCUCCCGCAUGCGGAGCGUGAGGCCCUGCAGACCUUUGUCGAGCUCCCCGGGAACCACUAUCAGUACGGGACGCUCGGCCGCUCGCGCGAAGCCCUCGAGAGCAUGACGUGCGACUGCCAGUACGACCACGGCGUGGACCGCCCCUCUGAUGCGUGCGGGUACGGCUCCGACUGCAUCAACCGCCUCACCCAGGUGGAAUGCCUCCCUGACGACUGCCGCUGUCGGUCAUACUGCCAAAACCAGCGGCUCCAGCGCCAGGAAUACGCCCCGAUAGACAUCGUACUGACGGAGAAGAAGGGCUUCGGCCUGCGCGCAGGCGAGGACCUUAUCAAAGACACAUUUAUUUAUGAGUAUAUCGGCGACGUCGUCAGCCAGCCCUCCUUCCUCAAGCGCAUGCGCCAAUAUGCCGAAGAAGGCAUUCGCCACUUUUACUUCAUGAUGCUCCAGAAAGACGAGUUCAUCGAUGCGACGAAGCGCGGCGGGAUCGGGCGCUUCGCGAACCACAGCUGCAGCCCAAACUGCUACGUCGCCAAAUGGACAGUAGGUGCCCACGUCCGGAUGGGUAUCUUCGCGAGCAGGAAUAUCAAGAAGGAUGAGGAGCUGACCUUCAACUACAACGUCGACCGAUAUGGACAUGAUGCGCAACCAUGCUACUGCGGCGAGCCGAACUGCGUCGGCUUCAUCGGCGGGAAGACACAGACUGACAUCGCAGCGAUGGACGAUCUGUAUCUGGACGCCCUCGGCAUAUCCGAAGAGGUGGCCGUCCUGGGCCUCAAGGGCAGCAAGAAGAGGAAGAGCAAGAAGCUCGACGAGGACUUUAUCCCCACGCUAAAGCCGCUGCAGGAGAAGGACGUGCCGAAGGUGGUGCAGGCGAUGCGCCAGACGCAGAGCCGCAAGGUGCUUUUCAAGCUGCUCACGCGCGUCAAGCUCACGGAGGACCAGUCCCCGCUGCGCCAGCUCAUGCGGUUGCGCGGGUUCAGCGUGAUGACGAACAUCCUCGAGGACUACAGCACCGACCUGGAGAUGCUCACCUUGGCGGUCGAGUGUAUGAUGACCUGGCCGCUGAUCCAGCGGAACAAGGUCGAGGACUCCAAGGUAAAUGUGCCCGUGCAGGCGUGCGCGCAGUCGGAGAACGCGGUGCUCGCGGAGCUGGCGAAGAAGCUACUAGCCCAGUGGGACACGCUCGAAUACGCGUACCGCAUCCCAAAGCGACUGAAAGGGGAGGACGACGAGGCCUCCCCACCACCCGUCAUUGUUCUCGCGGCAGACGACGGCGAGGACACGCGUGCGGCAAAGCGGUUCAAGGCGGAGCCAUUCGACGCGCUGCUCGAGGACGCCAGCCUCCACAUCAGGCCGCUCGGGCGUACAGCGGUGUAUACCAAGCCUGUGCACCACAUCGAAGAAGUUUUCGAUGGUAACGCGGGGGCCGUGGCGCGGCCCACCGGGCCCUCGCGGGCGGACAUCGCUGCGAUCAUCGCUGCGGCAUCUGCCGCUGCCGCCGCUGCUUCGGCGUCGGCGAGCCAGACACCCGCAGAGACGAGCGACGCCGGUGCGCGCAAACGGCACCGGCACGCGCACAGGAAGGAGAGUUCGGAGGAGAAGGAGGCAAACAAGGAGAAGCGGCUGCUGAAGCUGGUCGGUGCGGUGGUGGUGAAGUGCAUGUCCAAGUACCAGAAACAGAUGGACCAUGACGUAUUCAAGAAGCACGCGAAGGAGCUGACGCACCUGAUUGCUGAGAAGGAGAAGAAGUCCUCGAGCUACAAGGAGGGUCGGCUGGACGCGCUGUCGGAGGAGAAAACGACCAAGAUCAAGAAGUUCGCGAAGGAGUACAUCGCCAAAAUCCUGCGAAAGCUGGAGAAGGCAGGGCAACGGCGCAAGCCGCCGUCGACAUCGGACGGGACGAACGGGGCGUCGGUGUCCACGUCUACGCCGGACACGCACGACGACCUGGAGGACGGGGACGAGGGCGUGCACAUGACUGUGGAGGAGGCGAUGGACCUGGACGAGGACGACGGUGAUGGCGAUGGCGAUGGAGAAUCCCAUGAGACGCCACCCAGCUCGACGAGCCCGGAGGAGCAGAUGCGCGGGCGCAAGGGCGAGGACAGGCCGGCAGCGAUUGGGGUGAGCGACCCGCGGCUGCGGCAUCGGAACGAGGAAUGCGGGUGGGACCCACAUCAGGAGAAGGUGGAGGUGUUACAGGGAUUCGGGACGGUGCUGGUGAGACUGUAG
Messenger RNA from Sparassis crispa, 2514 nucleotides. RefSeq names its product Histone-lysine N-methyltransferase, H3 lysine-36 specific. The record is from RefSeq and is a predicted model, not a curated record. NCBI's taxonomy places the organism in Eukaryota, Fungi, Basidiomycota, Agaricomycetes, Polyporales, Sparassidaceae. Gene Ontology annotation, cellular component: chromosome; chromatin; nucleus. Bases 1 to 2514 code for a protein of 837 amino acids. Gene Ontology annotation, molecular function: histone H3K36 methyltransferase activity; protein binding. Gene Ontology annotation, biological process: regulation of DNA-templated transcription. The transcript is spliced from 13 exons.